Messenger RNA from Clavispora lusitaniae ATCC 42720, 1473 nucleotides. RefSeq names its product Fum12p (gene FUM12). Gene Ontology annotation, biological process: tricarboxylic acid cycle; malate metabolic process; fumarate metabolic process. Gene Ontology annotation, molecular function: fumarate hydratase activity. The record is from RefSeq and is a predicted model, not a curated record. Lineage: Eukaryota; Fungi; Ascomycota; Pichiomycetes; Serinales; Metschnikowiaceae. Gene Ontology annotation, cellular component: mitochondrion; tricarboxylic acid cycle heteromeric enzyme complex.
AUGUUGAGACUUUCCCAAGCUAGAGCUUCUGCAACUUUCACCAGACAAAUUUCCUCCACAUCUUCGCUCAUGAAGUCCGCCACCAGAAUCGAAACCGACGCUUUUGGUGAGAUCGAGGUUGACGCCUCCAAGUACUAUGGUGCCCAAACCGCCAGAUCUAAAAUGAACUUCAAGAUCGGCGGCCCUGCUGCUCGUAUGCCAAUUCCUGUUGUCAGAGCUUUUGGUAUCUUGAAGAAAGCUGCUGCUAUUGUCAACGAAAGCUACGGCACUUUGGACCCUAAGGUCGCUGGUGCCAUCAAGCAAGCAGCCACCGAAGUUUCCGAAGGUAAAUUGGACGACCACUUUCCAUUGGUUGUGUUCCAAACCGGUUCUGGUACCCAGAGUAACAUGAACGCUAAUGAGGUUAUCUCCAACAGAGCCAUUGAGAUCUUGGGCGGUGAAUUGGGCUCCAAGAAACCAGUGCACCCAAAUGACCACUGUAACAUGUCUCAGUCUUCUAACGACACCUUCCCUACCGUUAUGCACAUUGCGGCUGUCACUGAAAUCAACAACACUUUGCUUCCUGAGUUGAAGGCUUUGCGUGACUCUUUGCACAGCAAGGCUGAGGAAUUCAAGGACAUCAUCAAGAUUGGUAGAACCCACUUGCAAGAUGCUACUCCUUUGACCUUGGGCCAGGAGUUCUCCGGCUACGUUCAACAACUCACUAAUGGCAUUGCUAGAGUGGAGGCCACUUUGCCCCACUUGUUGUGCUUGGCUCAAGGUGGUACUGCUGUCGGUACCGGUUUGAACACCAGAAAGGGAUGGGACUCCAGAAUUGCCGAGGAAGUGUCUAACUUGACUGGUUUCCAAUUCAAGCCAGCUCCAAACAAGUUUGAAGCUUUGGCUGCCCACGAUGCCAUUGUUGAGGCUUCCGGUGCUUUGAACACUUUGGCUGUUUCUUUGUACAAGAUCGCCAACGACAUUAGAUACUUGGGUUCUGGUCCAAGAUGUGGUUACGGCGAGUUGUCCUUGCCAGAGAACGAGCCGGGCUCGUCCAUCAUGCCUGGUAAGGUCAACCCUACCCAAAACGAGGCCUUGACUAUGGUUGCUGUCCAAGUUAUGGGUAACAACAGUGCUAUCACUUUUGCUGGUGCAUCUGGUCAAUUCGAAUUGAACGUUUUCAAGCCUGUCAUGAUUGCUAACUUGUUGAGCUCUAUUAGAUUGAUUGCUGACGGUGCCAAGUCUUUCAGAGUCCACUGUGUGGACGGCAUCAAGGCUAACACUGACAAGAUCGAAAAGGUCUUGCAUGAGUCCUUGAUGUUGGUGACAGCCUUGAACCCUAAGAUUGGUUACGAUGCUGCCUCCAAGGUUGCCAAGAACGCUCACAAGAAGGGUUUGACUUUGAAGGAAUCUACCUUGGAAUUGGGCGUCUUGACUGCUGAAGAGUUUGACCAAUGGGUCAAGCCUGAGACUAUGAUCGGUCCUAAGAACUAA